AUGUCUGCGACGCCUCGCAAGCCUGGAACCCCGGGCAACUCGAGCAGAUCUUCGACUUCCGGCGAAAGCCCAUCCGCCAAUGGUACCCCCUCGCGAACCCAUUCUCGCUCGCCCAGUACCUCGACAAAUGGCCUGUCUCGCUCCCCGUCGCUGCGAGGCUCCGCUCCCGUUUCCGCGCGGGCGGCGGCCAGAAAACCCGGUCGCUCCAAUCUCAGCAUGUCCAGCGUGCCCAAAGUCGCCCCCGACCCCUCCGAGGAGGAAGCCCGCGCUCAGAAUGCCGCUCUUAUCGAAGACUUGAAGGAGCAGCUGCAGAAGGCCGAGACCGCUUCCGAGCAGUACCAGAAGCAGCUCGGCGUCUUGCAGAUGCGACUGGACGAGGCCGUCAGCGAGCAGGGCAAGUUGGAGGAUCAGGCCCACGAGAAGGACGGCAAGAUCGAGUCGUUGAACGGCGAAGUUCGGGACCAUGUUCGGCAGAUCCGGGACCUGGAGCAGACGCACGAGCAGGAGCGGAACGCCAUGCUGCAGGAGAAGGAGCAGCAGGCGAGCCGCGAGGAAGAGAUGCAGGCCACGAUCCAGCGCCUGAAGGAGUCUCUGUCCCAGAAGGAUAUGAGAAUUAACGCCGAGGGCGACAAGAAUGUCUCCCGCUCUUCCAGUUUCCGGAACCGAUCUUCCCCGGAGGUGGAUGGGCAGUUUGCGCCUUCGUCUCAGCUGGAACGCAGCCCGUCUCGGAAUAACUCGAAGCUGCUGCUUCAGAAGGAUAAAUUGAUCGAGUCGCUUCGGCUCGAGCUGGCCGAGUCGCAGAUCAAGCUGGUGGAAAUGGAGAACAAAGGAGGCGGCCGCCAGCGUGAGCUGGAGAAAGAGCUGCUUGAGGCUCGUAUGGCCAAUGCUCGCUUGAUGGAAGACAAUGAAAGUUAUCAGCUCCUUCUGAGCGAGAGAACGCUGAAUGGUGACUUUACAAAGGGCGAUUUCAUGCGCGAAGUGAACCCUGACAACUCGGAGGCGAAGGAGUCCGGCGGAUUAGGUUCGCUAGCUGACGAGCUGGAGUCUGUGGACGCAAGGGCGGAAACCGACGAUACCCGCAGGCUCGAAUCGGAGAUCAAAAUGCUUAAGGAUCAGAACAAGGCUCUGACUCUUUACAUUGAGCGUAUCAUCAGUCGCGUCCUGCAGCACGAAGGGUUUGAGACCAUCUUGGACAAGAAUGAGAAUGAUCCUCCGAAGCAGCAGCCUGCCGGCAGCAACAAGGACCUGCCACCCACUCCUUCCGAGAAGGACGAUGCGUCGCAGCAAACCUUCUUGCAGAGGGCACGAUCGGUGGUCGGUGGGCCAGCCCCAAAUGCCCCCCGCCCCCCGCGAUCGCGUCCGGCCAGCAUGAUGCCGCCUCCUACCAGCGCGGCGAGCGCCAUCACCGUUCCCCCAACGGCUCACGAAAACCCGAAUACCGCCCCCAGCAUUCCCCUUGGCCGUGCUACUUCGGUGCGAGGUCAUCGCCGGGCGAGGUCGGAGCAAACCGACAUUGCGGCGGCGGCGGUCGUGGGACAAAUGUACCGCGGACGCAACUCGGGCGGCCCCAUCAGUCCUACCAUCAUGGGCCCUGGAAAUCGCCAGAGCGCUUUCUCCGGAACCAGUUACAUGUCCGGAAGUGGCCGUGCUCCCUCUCUAUCCAGUCAGCCUGAACGCAGCCGACUCAGCAGCUCGGACAGCGUGACCAGCGACCCGAUCGCCGAUACCGCCUCUACCGGCGCAACGUCCAGUUCGCCUCGUUCCAGCUCCGGGAUGACCAACUAUACUGGUGCCGUUAUGACCCAGAGCAAGCUUCGUCCUCUGCGACUGGUCAGCGAGACCAAGGCGGCGAUCGAAGAAGAAGAGGCUGCUCGGAAAAAGGCCAACCGUGGAAGCUGGAUUCCGUGGUUUAACCGACCAACUUCCAAUGGCAGCGAGCCCGCACAGACUUGA
Aspergillus steynii IBT 23096 is the source of this 1953-nucleotide messenger RNA. RefSeq lists its product as uncharacterized. The record is from RefSeq and is a predicted model, not a curated record. Bases 1 to 1953 code for a protein of 650 amino acids. NCBI's taxonomy places the organism in Eukaryota, Fungi, Ascomycota, Eurotiomycetes, Eurotiales, Aspergillaceae. The transcript has 2 exons.